Molecule: messenger RNA, 323 nt
Organism: Aplysia californica (California sea hare)
Lineage: Eukaryota; Metazoa; Mollusca; Gastropoda; Aplysiida; Aplysiidae
Product: chymotrypsin-like serine proteinase
Exons: 2
Coding region: 23-316 (97 amino acids)
Biological process (GO): proteolysis
Molecular function (GO): serine-type endopeptidase activity
Source: RefSeq, a predicted model, not a curated record
UUCCGGGACAGAACUUCGAGAAAUGGAAGCAAACAUCCGACGUAACUCUGAGUGUUCGGCCCGCUGGGGCUGGAAGAGGAUCCUGAACUCCCAUGUCUGUGUCGGGAAUGGGGACAAGGGAGCUUGUAACGGAGACUCUGGCGGGCCGCUGAUCUGUCGAAAAGACGGCUACCAUUUCCUGGCGGGCGUCACCUCAUGGGGCGUGAGCGGCUGCCAGACUACCGGCUACCCCAGCGUGUUCACACGAGUGGCUUCCUACAGAGACUGGAUCGAGGGGAUCUUGUCGACAUUUUCCGACAGCUUAGACCAGCAUUGAAAAAAAA